GCUUGUCACGUGUCAAGGGUUGUCCCUACGUGCAGCCAUUUCAACGGAAGGCGUUUGCUGUCGGUUCUUAUUUUGCCCUAUUUGGCGUCGAUUUUAACUUUCAAGUCACCGAUCCUGCUCGGUUCACUUGUGUGGAUUACUGGCUCGGCCGUGGAUUGUUGUGUUUCGCCGUACCUCGGAUAACCGAUCCGCGAAAUCAUGUCGAACCCCAGAUGCGGGAAAUGCGGCAAAACGGUGUACCCCGUCGAAAAACUAAAUUGUUUAGACAAGUUUUGGCAUAAAGGAUGUUUUCGCUGCGAAGUCUGUCAUAUGGCCCUCACGAUGAAGAAUUACAAAGGCCACAACAAGUUACCUUACUGCAACGCAAUUAUCGAAGAAUAUCAGAAAAAGAUGCAGUUAAUGGCUGUAUGUGUGCAUACAGAUAUUAGAACAACGAUUAAAUACCAUUCUGACUUUGAAAGAGGAAAAGGAAAAGUGUUAUCAGUCGUGGACGACCCCGAGACGAUGAGGAUCCGAAAGAACACCGGUAUACAGAGCCAGACUACUUAUCAUGGACAUCAUGACACUAAGUACAUGAUGGAAGCGAGACGACCGUUAAAAGACGAAGACGGUGUCAGACAACCACGUCAAGCAGGUCAUCAUCCUGGUUCUUUAGAGGAUUACGAUCCAAUCAGAGACUUGGAAGCAGUGAGUCAACCCCCUAGGAGAGUGGGAAGUAUCGAUAAUUACAAUCCAUUGGCAUCCGAUACAACUAGAACCACAUCAUAUAAGAUGCAGCUAUCGACCCCAGUUACCAGCCCGUCCAUCCAUAACUCAAGUCAACCACCUCCUCCUCAGACGUACCAGCCUCCUCCCCAGACAUACCAGCCUCCUCCCCAGACGUACCAACCACCUCCUCAGACAUACGACCCCCCUCCCCAGACAUACCAACCACCUACUCAGACGUACCAACCGCCACCCCAGAAAUACCAACCGCCACCCCAGACGUACGAUCCACCGCCCCAGACUUACCAACCACCUCCCCAGACAUACCAGCCUCCCCCUCAAGACACGUAUCAGCCACCCCCUCAAACCUACCAGCCGCCUCCUCCAGUAGAACAGUAUGAACCUCCACCACCAGUGCAGUCCUAUGCUCCUCCCGUGUCACAGUCCCAAGCCAAGUCAAGGGGUCUCUGCUACCAGGCAAUUUACGACUACACUGCGGCGGAGGCUGACGAGGUCACUUUUCUUGACGGAGAUAUUUUAAUUAAUUGCGAAAUAAUAGAUGCCGGAUGGAUGACAGGAACCAAUGAGAGAACAGGCGACACCGGUAUGCUUCCGUCAAACUACGUGGAGCCGCUUUAA
Molecule: messenger RNA, 1344 nt
Organism: Saccoglossus kowalevskii
Lineage: Eukaryota; Metazoa; Hemichordata; Enteropneusta; Harrimaniidae
Product: LIM and SH3 domain protein 1-like
Cellular component (GO): focal adhesion
Molecular function (GO): actin filament binding
Source: RefSeq, a predicted model, not a curated record